Nicotiana tabacum (common tobacco) is the source of this 1608-nucleotide messenger RNA. The record is from RefSeq and is a predicted model, not a curated record. Lineage: Eukaryota; Viridiplantae; Streptophyta; Magnoliopsida; Solanales; Solanaceae.
CCUAUAGUUACUGUGGGCAUUGAGACAAGAUUAAAUUGUACAUGUAUCAAUUAUAUUUAUCUAUAGCUCGUGUUUCAAUCUAGAUGACAUGUUUUUACGGUUAGAAAUAAUUUAAGAUUACAAGUUUUAAAAAGUUUUUUUAUCUUUUCAAACUCCAUCAGUCAAACUAACUCGGCUUCUUCCAAGUCACACCGUUGGUGCUAAAAGGAAAACUAGAAGAGAGAUUUUCAAAUUCCUAGGCUUUAAUCGCCCUGCCUACCGAUCGUUUCUGUCUGUCGAGAAUUCCGCCUUGGAAGGACUCUGUCUGAUCAAUGAACAAUGCCUCAAUCCCAAAUUAGUUGUUCCUCAGUUUCCUCAGAUUUUUGAUGGGUGCACCUAAGCAGAAGUGGACUUCAGAAGAAGAAGCUGCUCUUAAAGCUGGGAUACUUAAGCAUGGGCCAGGACAAGUGGAGGAACAUGACGGUGAUGGCAAACGGUUGGAGUUCUCGAGAGCAAGCAAGGUUAGCUGUCAAAAGGACGAAACAGGCCCCUAGACAGGAUGGGAGUCCUGUGGCUGAUACGACCACAGCUGAAAGUGAUGAGGAAGCUGCUGAAGCGCAAGCAGCCACUACUUCUAGCAGUUCUCCACAGAUACAUGGUUCAAGAAAAUCUAUGAUAAGGUUGGAUAAUCUUAUAAUGGAGGCUAUAAGCAGCUUGAAGGAGCCAGGUGGUUCCAACAAGACUGCAAUAGCUGCAUACAUAGAGGACCAAUACUGGGCCCCUCCAAACUUUAUAAGGCUGCUGUCGGGGAAACUGAAGUAUUUAACUGCAACUGGGAAACUUAUCAAGAUAAAGCGCAAGUAUAGAGUAGCACCCACAUCGACACCAUCUGACAGAAGAAGAAACCUGUCCAGUCCAUUCUUGGAUAGCAGGCAGAGGAUCUUCUCCAAGGUUGAUCGGGAUGAUAUGGACAUGCUUAGUACAUCUCAGAUAGAUUUAGAGCUAGCUAAUAAAAUGAGGAACAUGACACCUCAAGAGGCUGCAGCUGCUGCUGCACAAGCUGUUGCUGAAGCAGAAUCAGCCAUAGCUGAAGCUGAGGAGGCUGCUAGGGACGCUGAAGCUGCUGAAGCUGAUGCUGAAGCUGCAAAAGCCUUUUCAGAUGCAACGAAGACACUACAUGGGAGAAGUGCCCCACGGAUGAUGAUACGUGCUUGAUCGUUCCUUCCGAGGUGCGAGUUAGAGAAUGCUGGAUCCUGUUCCAGUUUGAUGUUUCUGUAUCUUCAGUCAACUCACUCUUCAGCUUGUACAUAUGGGCGAAAAAGUUCAUUGUAAGUGUAAUAUGCCAGGUUGUUAGUAGUAAAAGCUUUUCCGAUUGUAUCAAAUUUGUGUUCCCUGUUCAUCAGCGGACAUGUCUCAGCAACCACAAUGUUUUCUUAUUAAGCUGUUUCUGCGAGCUGAGGGAAUUUUCUGAGGAAUUUGUUGUAAAGAGUAGGAACUGGGAAUAACCCGGUGUAGUGGGGUGAUGGGGGUCCGUUCAUGUGCAGCAUGUACCUCAGGCUCAAUUGUUUACUGUAUGCUGAUUUAUUUAUUUGAACUCGAUUUGGAUGGAAAAUAAAUUAGUUUAUAAUA